AGUUCCCAAGGUUAACGAGUGUCGUCUGGGAUCGUACCCCAGAUUGACGAGAUUUGUUCGAGAUUCAAUCCAAAGAUUUUUGAGGGAGGUCUGAUAAAUUCUUUUUUUAAUUGGCUUGUGUGUGUGGAAACCAGCAGCAAUGGAUAUUAAGGCAUUUUUGGAGUCACCAACCCAAAAGGGAUUGGAGGUGGCGAAAAAGGAUGAUUUGAUAAAGAUUGCUACAAGGCUAAACCUUACAGAAGUAAAGCAGUCUAUGAGAAAGGCAGAUAUUCAGAGACUGAUAGCUGGCCAUUAUGUGGAAAAGAAGGUGUUUGAGAAGGAAGUGUUAAAACAGUUUCCUGGCAGUGAAAUAGCAAUUUCUGAGGCACAGGUGCAGCUGGCAAAGAUAGAGGCUGAACGAGAGCAAAAUAAAUUAGAAGCUGAACGAGAGCAAAAGAAAUUAGAGGCCGAACAAAAGAUAACUCAGAUGAAGAUAGAGGCUGAUCUAGCAAUGAAGCAGAUGGAGCUGGAUAACGAGGAGAAAAACAGGCAGCAUGAGUUACAAAUGAAGCGUAGGAGUUCGGAAUCUGAUUCUGAUGAUGGUUUUUCAGCCAGCAGGGAGGUUCGAUUAGUCCCUCCUUUUGAAGAAGAUCAGGUUGAUCAGUAUUUCCAACAUUUUGAAAAGGUUGCUGUGAAUUCAAACUGGCCAAGGAAAGGAUGGGCUCUUAUGGUACAGAGUGUGAUUAAAGGUAAAGCUCAAAAAGCUUAUUCUGCUUUGUCUGUCGAGGAUGCAGCUGAUUAUACCAAGGUAAAACAAGCUAUUUUGAAGGCCUAUGAAUUGGUCCCUGAGGCUUAUAGACAAAAAUUCAGAGACUUGAGGAAAUCUGCAGAUCAGACUUAUAUGGAAUUUGCCAAUGGAAAGAGAAUAUGUUUUGAACGAUGGUGCCUGGCUAAAAAUGUAGAUGGGGAUUAUGAUAAAUUGACAGAAUUGAUACUAGUGGAAGACUUUAAAAGAUGUGUUCCAGCUGAAUUAACAACAUAUUUAAAUGAAAAGGCAGUGGAAACUUUACAAGAAACUGCUAGGUUGGCAGAUGAUUAUGCUUUAACCCAUAAAUCCAAAUGGGGACAACCUAAAACCUUUCAAAGGAGUUACAAAGACAAUCCAGGGAAACCGGAGAUUAAAUUGGGAGGUAAUCAAAAAGGGAAGGAUGAAAAGAAGCCAGGGCUGGAGAAACCUGUUGAGCGUACUUGUUAUUACUGUAGGAAACCUGGCCACGUGAUAUCUAAUUGUGCCCUUUUGAAGAAAAAGAAGGAAGCUGGGCCCAAUGCUUGCUUUCAGGCAAUUAAAAAUCAAAAAGGUUUAGGAGAUGCUAUUAAAGAUCAGUCCUUGCAAGAGGUAAAAGCGGAAAAGUUGGAGGAGGUGAGAAAAGAAUUCCGUUCGUAUGUAUCAGAGGGUUUUGUUUCACUGAAUGAUGAGUCACCCCAGGUGCCAGUGAAAAUUCUUAGAGAUACUGGGGCUAGUCAAUCUCUCUUGCUGGACAGUGUUUUAAAUUUUGGUGAAGAAAGUGACACUGGUGAAGUAAAUCUAGUACGAGGCGUUACAGGUGAGACCAUGUCUGUCCCUUUUCACAGGGUGAUUUUAAAGUCAAAGUUCGUAGAAGGACCAGUUGAGAUAGGGAUAAGACCUAGUUUGCCAGUGGAAGGAGUUUCUUUGUUAUUGGGAAAUGACCUUGCAAAUGGAGAAAGUGAUCCUGUGGUACGGUUAACAACCAAACCAAGGAUUGAUGAGUCUGAGGAUGAUCCAGAUGUUUACCCAUCAUGUGCGGUGACUCGAGCUAGAGCUAGAGAAUUAGCCAAGACAGACAGUCCGGUGCAGUCUGAUGUGGUUCCUUGUGACAGUCCUAAACAGGAAGAAAAUUUUGAUGCCUUAUCUGAGACUUUUCUGUCUUCACUGGAGGAUCAACAUCCUUAUAGUGAGCCUGAAUUUAAAGAUUUGUCUUUGUCAAGGAAGGAUUUUAUGGUGGAACAGACAAAGGACCCUGAGUUGACAGAAUUGAAAGAAAAAGCACUCUCAUGUGAGGAGAUUGAAAAGGUGCCAACUGGAUACUAUGUCAAAAAUGGAGUGUUAAUGAGGAAAUGGAGACCUCCUCAUGUUCCUGUUACUGAGGAAUGGGAAGUUAUUCAUCAGGUUGUUGUUCCAAAAGUUUAUAGGGAUGAGAUUUUAAACCUGGCCCAUAGUAUGCCUUUGGGUGGUCAUUUUGGUGUGAAUAAAACUGUAGGGAAGAUCUUGAAACAAUUCUAUUGGCCUGGUUUGAGAAAAGAUGUGGUGAUGUUUUGUCGAACCUGCCACACAUGUCAGAUGGUAGGUAAACCAAAUCAAAAACCCCCUGUGGCUCCUUUGAAACCAAUUCCUGCUUUUGGUGAACCCUUUUCGAAGGUGAUUGUAGACUGUGUUGGCCCAUUACCAAAGUCUAAAACUGGAAAUCAGUAUUUGUUAACCAUCAUGUGUGCCACUUCUAGAUUUCCAGAGGCAAUACCCCUUAGAAAUAUUAAGGCCAAGACGGUGUCAAAGGCUCUUGUAAAAUUUUUUACCUUGUUUGGUUUGCCAAAAGAAAUCCAAUCUGAUCAAGGUAGUAAUUUUAUGUCAAAAAUUUUUCAACAAAUAGUCUAUGAGCUGGGAGCAAAGCAGAUUGUAUCAUCUGCAUAUCACCCAGAAUCUCAAGGAGCUCUGGAGAGAUUUCAUUCUACUCUCAAAAUAUGCUGAAGACUUAUUGCUUUGAAAACACCAAGGAUUGGGACGAAGGUAUCCAUUUACUUUUGUUUGCCGCGAUCGGAAG
Messenger RNA from Pristis pectinata (smalltooth sawfish), 2816 nucleotides. RefSeq lists its product as uncharacterized. Gene Ontology annotation, molecular function: zinc ion binding; nucleic acid binding. The record is from RefSeq and is a predicted model, not a curated record. Gene Ontology annotation, biological process: DNA integration. The coding region runs from base 140 to 2743 and encodes 867 amino acids. The transcript is spliced from 2 exons. NCBI's taxonomy places the organism in Eukaryota, Metazoa, Chordata, Chondrichthyes, Rhinopristiformes, Pristidae.